AGCUGCUGCUGCUGCUACCGCCGCCGCCACCAGCCUCGCCGAGGCGGCCUCCCCGCGGCCCGGCUUCAUGCUUCAUCCUGUACUGAGCUCCUACUGCUGAGAGCUGGAAAAUCUACUUGAGGUAUUCCAAGACUUUCUUUGCCAGCAGAAUAUGACAGAUACCUAGCAUCUAGCAAAACUAUGGCAGCAGCUUACCUCGAUCCAAACUUGAAUCACACGCCAAGUUCGAGCGCAAAGACGCAUCUCAGUGGUGGGAUGGAGCGGUCCCCGGGGACCAUGGAACGAGUCCUAAAGGUCUUUCACUACUUUGAAAACAGCAGUGAACCCACGACGUGGGCAAGCAUUAUCCGGCACGGAGAUGCUACCGAUGUCCGAGGUAUCAUUCAGAAGAUUGUGGACAGUCACAAAGUGAAAAACGUGGCCUGCUACGGCUUGCGGCUCAGUCACCUGCAGUCUGAGGAAGUUCACUGGCUCCACCUGGACAUGGGAGUAUCCAACGUGAGAGAGAAGUUUGAACUAGCCCACCCUCCCGAGGAAUGGAAGUAUGAAUUAAGAAUCCGAUAUUUACCGAAAGGAUUUCUAAACCAGUUCACUGAGGACAAGCCAACACUAAAUUUCUUCUAUCAACAGGUGAAAAAUGACUACAUGUUAGAAAUAGCAGAUCAAGUGGAGCAGGAAAUUGCUUUGAAGCUGGGUUGCCUCGAAAUCCGGAGAUCCUACGGAGAGAUGAGAGGCAACGCAUUAGAAAAGAAAUCCAACUAUGAAGUGUUAGAGAAAGACGUUGGCUUAAGACGUUUUUUCCCGAAGAGUUUACUGGAUUCAGUAAAGGCCAAAACACUACGAAAAUUAAUCCAACAAACGUUUCGACAAUUUGCCAACCUCAACAGAGAAGAAAGCAUUUUGAAAUUCUUUGAGAUCCUCUCUCCCGUGUACAGAUUUGACAAGGAAUGCUUCAAAUGUGCCCUUGGGUCAAGCUGGAUUAUUUCGGUGGAGCUUGCAAUCGGCCCGGAAGAAGGAAUCAGUUACCUGACGGACAAGGGCGCUAACCCAACUCACCUGGCAGAUUUUAAUCAAGUGCAGACUAUUCAGUAUUCAAAUAGUGAAGACAAGGACAGAAAAGGGAUGUUACAACUCAAGAUAGCAGGUGCUCCUGAGCCUCUGACAGUGACAGCCCCAUCCUUAACCAUUGCAGAGAACAUGGCUGACCUGAUAGACGGAUAUUGCCGCCUGGUGAACGGAGCCACGCAGUCCUUCAUUAUCAGGCCACAGAAAGAAGGUGAGAGAGCGUUACCAUCAAUACCAAAGCUGGCCAACAACGAGAAGCAAGGAGUGCGCUCGCACACGGUCUCCGUGUCAGAUGAAAUUAGUGGGGACGAAACAGAUGACUACGCAGAGAUUAUAGAUGAAGAAGAUACCUACACGAUGCCGUCAAAAAGCUAUGGAAUAGAUGAAGCCAGGGAUUACGAAAUUCAAAGGGAACGAAUUGAGCUGGGGCGCUGCAUCGGUGAAGGUCAGUUUGGAGACGUGCACCAAGGAGUUUACAUGAGUCCAGAAAAUCCAGCUAUGGCUGUUGCAAUCAAAACCUGUAAAAACUGCACCUCAGACAGCGUUAGAGAAAAGUUCUUACAAGAAGCCUUAACAAUGCGUCAGUUUGAUCAUCCUCACAUUGUGAAGCUCAUUGGAGUUAUUACAGAAAAUCCAGUUUGGAUCAUCAUGGAGCUCUGUACGCUUGGUGAGUUGAGAUCGUUUUUGCAAGUAAGAAAAUACAGCUUGGAUCUGGCCUCUUUGAUACUCUACGCGUACCAGCUUAGCACAGCACUUGCCUACUUAGAGAGCAAGAGAUUUGUACAUAGGGAUAUUGCUGCUAGAAAUGUGCUGGUGUCUGCCACUGACUGUGUGAAAUUGGGAGAUUUUGGGUUAUCCCGAUAUAUGGAAGACAGUACUUACUAUAAAGCUUCCAAGGGCAAGUUGCCCAUCAAAUGGAUGGCUCCAGAGUCAAUCAACUUCCGACGGUUUACCUCAGCUAGCGAUGUGUGGAUGUUUGGUGUGUGUAUGUGGGAGAUCCUCAUGCACGGUGUGAAGCCCUUCCAGGGGGUGAAGAACAACGACGUAAUCGGCCGCAUCGAGAACGGCGAGCGUCUGCCCAUGCCUCCAAACUGCCCUCCCACCCUCUACAGCCUUAUGACCAAGUGCUGGGCGUACGACCCGAGCCGGCGACCCAGAUUUACUGAACUCAAAGCACAACUCAGCACCAUCCUGGAGGAGGAGAAGCUGCAGCAGGAGGAGCGGAUGCGCAUGGAGUCCCGGCGGCAAGUCACUGUGUCCUGGGACUCGGGAGGAUCCGAUGAAGCCCCUCCCAAGCCCAGCCGGCCUGGUUACCCCAGCCCGAGAUCCAGUGAAGGAUUUUAUCCCAGUCCACAGCACAUGGUACAGCCAAACCAUUACCAGGUGUCCAGCUACCCAGGCUCUCAUGGAAUACCCGCCAUGGCGGGCAGCAUUUACCCCGGGCAAGCAUCAAUCCUAGACCAGAGCGAGUCCUGGAACCAUCGGCCUCAAGAAAUAUCCACGUGGCAACCAAACGUGGAGGAUUCGGGCCCUUUGGACAUACGAGGAAUGGGGCAGAUUCUUCCUACACAUCUAAUGGAGGAGAGAUUGAUACGACAGCAGCAAGAGAUGGAAGAAGAUCAGCGUUGGCUUGAAAAAGAGGAGCGAUUCCUGAAACCUGAUGUGCGGCUCUCCAGGGGCAGCAUCGACCGCGAGGACGGAGGUCUCCAGGGCCCGGGUUGUAACCAGCACAUAUAUCAGCCUGUGGGUAAGCCAGAUCCGGCAGCUCCGCCAAAGAAGCCUCCCCGUCCUGGAGCGCCCGGCCACCUGGGCAGCCUCGCCAGCCUCAGCAGCCCCGUGGAGAGCUACAACGAGGGGGUGAAGCCAUGGAGGAUCCAGCCGCAGGAGAUCAGCCCUCCUCCCACCGCCAACCUGGACCGCUCCAACGACAAGAUCUACGAGAACGUGACCGGGCUGGUCAAGGCCGUCAUAGAGAUGUCCAGUAAGAUACAGCCCGCCCCGCCGGAGGAGUACGUGCCCAUGGUGAAGGAGGUUGGCUUGGCGCUGAGGACGUUGCUGGCGACAGUGGACGAAACGCUGCCCGCGCUGCCCGCGAGCACCCACCGCGAGAUCGAGAUGGCCCAGAAGCUGCUCAACUCGGACCUGGCUGAGCUCAUCAACAAGAUGAAGCUGGCGCAGCAGUACGUCAUGACAAGCCUGCAGCAGGAGUACAAGAAACAGAUGCUGACGGCUGCGCACGCACUGGCCGUGGACGCCAAGAACCUGCUGGACGUCAUUGACCAGGCCAGGUUCAAGAUGAUGGCUCAGACGAGGCCGCAUUAGCGGCCGCGCCAGCACUUCGGGCGUCGCGCUCGGAAGGAUCUCGUCCCACCAGCAGCCAGGAGGCCCCCAGCGUGGUCCUGCCGUUGCGGCGGCUCCCGCUCGGGCAGAGCUGCCCGGCGCCUCACGGGCCUCUCUCUCUCCUCACAAAAGUUGAACCCGGUUUUGAGUGCAGAGCCGACUGGCCCGGGACUCCGCGACGCGAGCGGCGGCAGCACAGCAGGGAGUGCACGAGGCCACAGGGCAGCACCGCUCGACUCCCUGCGCUCGCUGGGACCAGGCCCGAGGCGCCGCGGGAGGAUUUUGGCAAGUGAAGAAUUCGGGGAAACCUCAGGGCUGAGAAUUCUUGCCCACCGUGUAGGAACUAUCCGGACUGGAUUUUUUUUUUUUUUAUUAGAACACUUAACGUCGCAAUAUGCUAACCACAAUUUACAGAGAAAAAAAAUAAAAAGCUAUAUUUUCAAGACUUCGGUCGUUUCGAGACAAACUAAAGCCCUCUUCAUUUUCCUGCCUUUUAUUUUUCCGUGGACGUGUGAAGCAUUUUGUUUGGAAACUAGCUGUAGAACCCAACGGAAAACUCUCGUGUCUUUCACCAGAAUAACGUGCCAGGUUUUUGUAGCAAUGUUAUUUUCCUUGGAAGCAAAAAUGCUGCUUUGUACCAGAGCAAUUCAGAGCCGCAUUUAGAGGAGUCCUGUAACCAUUCACGUUCCCCAUUUUUAUAUAAUUUAUAAAGAAAGAUUAAAGCCAUGUUGACUAUUUUAAACCCACUGUAGUUAACUAACCCAUCUUUUUGUCUAUCUUGCCUGGGAGGAGUGACAGUAGAGCAGUGUAAUUAGAUUUUCCUUGGUUUUCCAGUUAUACCAUCUGUUCUGUUAAAAUAAAAACUACACUCCCUUUUUGCUGUUGAGGGAUAUAAAUUAUUCUCAGGAAGAAUAUAAUGAACUGUACAGUUACUUUGACCUAUUAAAAAGGU
Molecule: messenger RNA, 4357 nt
Organism: Nothoprocta perdicaria
Lineage: Eukaryota; Metazoa; Chordata; Aves; Tinamiformes; Tinamidae
Gene: PTK2
Product: protein tyrosine kinase 2
Exons: 36
Coding region: 181-3387 (1068 amino acids)
Biological process (GO): protein phosphorylation; signal complex assembly
Cellular component (GO): focal adhesion; cytoskeleton
Molecular function (GO): ATP binding; protein tyrosine kinase activity
Source: RefSeq, a predicted model, not a curated record